Molecule: messenger RNA, 999 nt
Organism: Lentinula edodes (shiitake mushroom)
Lineage: Eukaryota; Fungi; Basidiomycota; Agaricomycetes; Agaricales; Omphalotaceae
Exons: 2
Coding region: 1-999 (332 amino acids)
Source: RefSeq, a predicted model, not a curated record
AUGCCUUCACCGUUCGCGAAUGCAAAGCAGGUUGACGACAGUCAUUCCUACAAAGAACCUAGCUCAAAGUUGCAUCCGACAAAAGAAAAGGCAGACGCGAAGAUCAAUACACUUCAGGGUACCAAACGAUGUCGCUCUCAUCCUCAAGAGACGCAGAAAUCAGAUUCGGUCUUGCCCCCGCCUUCCAGGAAGCGCUAUUUACACCCGGCGGUAUCUGAUAAGAAUGAUCUUUCCUCGAAUGCUUCAUUCGUAACCUCUCGUGAUAUCCCAUUCCGCCCGCACCACGAUUCCAUGUUUUCGCUCCCACCAAGCCAAAGGCCUACUUCCUUUUCAUUCUCAUCUCCUCGGCCUACAUCUUCUCAUUCUAAAGCCCCUUCAGGAUCUGACCAGCGGUUAGCCUCGGAGCAACAAAAAGAAGUUGUCUCUACGUUCGAAUCUUCCUCAUUCCCAGUUGUUUCAUUUUCUCGACAGCCAUCUGCACGCUUAUCGAACCAGCGAUCGAACGUGCCUAUUCGCAAGUCGAAAAAGGAUGAUGCCAAGAUUGGUGACAAUCCUCUUCCACAACUUCUAUCUGAGUUGAAUAAGCUACGUAAAGAGUCCAGCUUGGUCCAUGAGAAGCAACAAGCUAUUCUGGAUGAGCUACGGAGAAUGGGAACUGAAGAUAGGAUAUUGGAGCCCAUGUUUGCGGUGAUUGGCAUUCGAAAUGAAGCUGAUCAUGGAAUAAAUGUGGAUCCGGAGGGUAUGUUGUUUGUUCUUCUGAAAGCUCCCGGUCUUAAUCAAUUAUCAUCAGCCGCAAAGACCCGCUUACGUGCAAUUGAACAAGAGAUAACAAUUGAGCGAAAGAGAAGGAAUAAGGCGAUGGAUGAACUUCGGACCAUCGAAAGGGAGGGAAGAGAUCCUUUUGUUGUCCCGGCUUUGUUACAUGCCUUCAUCUCGCUUUCGAAAUUGACGACUGACACGAACUCAAAAUUGAAAAAUGACUAUGUCCAGGCAAAAUGA